UGUUGGUUGUUCCUAGUAUUACUGAUAGUAUGACGGCCUGGCAUCUCGACUAGAGGCUGUUUUGACUGAACGAGAGUCGUCGCGUCGCGGCUAGUUCUCGAUGUCUCUCUGUUUUGAUACUAAUAUGUCUGGACGUUUCGAACACUAAGUAAUAGCCGACCGAGCCACUCGUCCCAGCGCCGUCGCUCCGACCCUAGAGCUCGCCUCGCGACUAAAAUACGCUUGAAAAUCAACUAUGGAGAAUUUACUUAUGUAACAGGGAUUUGCAGCAGCGGUCGUCACUAUUGACUUCGAAGCAUGACGUGAAGAAUAAGAAUCCUCGCGCUCAUUCAGUUUGCUCUGACGCCGCUCCUGGCGCUUCCUAGUAUUGCGGCAUAGCAGGCUCGUUUCGGCAACCGCGAUCAUCAUCGAUACUAACUACCAACGCAAUUUCCGCUCAGCUGGUUAUUUCGCGCUACGUCUCCGCCGUAGUCCAGUGUUGACUAAAUUCUGCAAGCAUUCCUAACAAGUAUGGCGUCAGACGGACCCCCUCCGGAGAACCUAACUGGCCUAUUAGGCGCUCUAGAAAGCUACGACCCACUGAUUCCAGACGACCUCACAGCAUACUAUCUCCAGACCUCUGGCGUCCGGAAUCCGAACAUUCAUGUCACUCGCCUCGUGUCAGUGGCGGCACAUAAAUUCAUUGGGGAGGUUGCCAGUGACGCUCUACAGUUCUGCAAGAUCCGGCAGGCUGGCAGUGGCAAGGAGAUGAAGGCGAGAGGGCCAAAAGAGAAGAAGCUUGUACUCACUACAGAGGACCUAGCUGCUGCGCUGAAGGAGUAUGGUGUGAAUGUGCGCAAGCCAGACUACUUUGUAGAUGGACCAACCCCUGUGGUGGGAAGACCAGGAAAGCACUGAAGACAAAGUGUUCAGUAACAUCCUUAUUGUGAAUACUUGUUUCCAAAAUUUCUGCCAGGGACUAGCUGUGAAAUAAGCUCGAUCUACCUCAUGCAAGUUCUUUUUGGAUGGUGUGUGUGGGACCAUGAUGAGAUUGCUUGAUUGCUAGCAUGCUCUUUGAUUUCUUGUGGUAAACGAAAUGCUGGGCGCAUGCGAAGCCCUUUUUGUGCUCUCGUGUAGUUCUCCUAUGCGAGAAGCCUGAGAUGCCCUGAUGGUAAAACACUCGUAGUGUAAGGUGUUUUCCAUAUAUAUAGAG
Molecule: messenger RNA, 1192 nt
Organism: Closterium sp. NIES-67
Lineage: Eukaryota; Viridiplantae; Streptophyta; Zygnematophyceae; Desmidiales; Closteriaceae
Source: the annotation of a GenBank genome assembly